Molecule: messenger RNA, 1808 nt
Organism: Macrosteles quadrilineatus (aster leafhopper)
Lineage: Eukaryota; Metazoa; Arthropoda; Insecta; Hemiptera; Cicadellidae
Product: glutathione synthetase-like
Exons: 12
Coding region: 190-1689 (499 amino acids)
Biological process (GO): glutathione biosynthetic process
Cellular component (GO): cytosol
Molecular function (GO): glutathione synthase activity; ATP binding; glutathione binding
Source: RefSeq, a predicted model, not a curated record
GUACUGUAAAUCCUAACAAAAAAAGUUAUUUACAUAGGCCUACUUUCGACUACCUAUUCGAAUUGUUCAAGUUGAUUAUUUUUUUACUUAUUCAUACUUAUGAAGAAAAAAAAAAUGCUUCAAUGAGACUAAUUAUUAGUUAUUAAUCUGAACAAAUAAUCAAUAGCACAAUAUUAGUAAAGAACUGAAAUGGCUGCCAGAUUAACUCCAAGUAUUCCUCUACCUCUAAACCCAGAUGUACUUAAGGAAAUUGUAGAAAAAGCAAAAGAUUGGGCACUAAUGCAUGGUGCGUGUAUGAGAUCAAAAACUAAUUUUUCUGAAGACUCUUUAUACUUUGCCCCAUUUGCUCUGUUGCCCUCAACAUUCCCUACAAGGGAGUAUAAUCGAGCAGUCGCACUGCAGCCUGUGAUAAAUGAGUUGAUGCACAAGGUGGCGCACGAUCACGAUUUCCUAGAGGAAAGUCUUAAAAAUACUAUAAAAGUUGAUGAGUUCACUGGUGGCUUGUACAAAGUCUACGAAAAAGUGAGAAAGGAAGGUUUUGGUCAGCGGCUCAGUCUUGGACUGGUGAGGGCCGACCUAAUGUUGGAGACGUGUAAAUGCGAGGUCAGUGUCCGGCCGUCAGGUAGUUGCGGUUGUCGUCACACCAAUCCAUCUUGUGUCUCGUACUGCUGCUGGAAACAGGUUGAGUUCAAUACCAUCGCCGCAGGCUUUGGUUGGUUAGGCCCUGCGUCCGGCCUAAUCCACAGAUAUGUCUUACAAGAACUGGGGUAUCCACAGCUACUUAAGAAUUUACCUGAAAACCCAGCUUUAACUGGGCUCUCCAACGGCAUGCUGGAAGCAUGGGACAUCUUUGGAAACAAAAAUGCUGUCAUACUGUUUGUCAUUGAAGAUGUGACAUACAACAUAUGUGACCAACGUUUCCUGGAGUUUGAGAUACGAAAAAUAAAUCCAGAAGUAAGAAUUAUUCGAAGGACACUUACUGACAUAGCCAACACAGCUAAGCUGGGUCCAAAGAAAGAACUUAUGGUGGGCCAGGAUACAGUGGCUGUGGUGUACUUCAGAGCUGGCUAUGAGCCUGGCCAUUACCAUUCACAGAAAGAGUGGGACGCUCGUCUGUUGAUGGAAUUGUCCACCGCUAUCAAGUGUCCCAGCAUUCAUUACCAUCUUGCGGGUACAAAAAAGGUUCAACAAUCCCUUGCCAAACCUGGUUGCCUAGAACGAUUUUUGGAUGACAGUAAGAAAAUUCAAGAAAUUCAAGACAUUUUCACAGGUCUUUACUCUCUAGACUUGGAUGAUGCGGGUAAUACGGGUGUGCAGAAAGCUCUCUCGUCGCCAGAGAAGUACGUUUUGAAGCCGCAGAGGGAAGGAGGUGGCAACAAUGUUUACGGAAGUGAAAUCAAGGAGGCGCUGCUCAACAUGGCAGACUCAGAGGAGAGAUCUGCGUGGAUACUGAUGGACCGUAUACAUCCCCCGGUGCAGGUGAACUACAUCGUAAGACCCAACCAGUCCACGGUUGAACUGCAGGACAUUGUGUGCGAGCUGGGCAUCUUCGGCGUUGUCAUUGGAGAUGAAAAGCAAAUUCUGACCAACAGACAAGUCGGCCACAUGCUACGAAGUAAGCUCAGCUCUGCGAACGAGGGAGGAGUGGCUGCAGGGGUCGGGGCUUUGGACAGUCCUUACCUAACCUAACUGUCUAUUACAUUUUCACCGAUUGUAUACAUUGUUAUUUGUUAUAUUUUAUACAGAUUAUACAAUAAUUUUAUUGCAGUUAUUUUAAAUCAAUACAGAAUAUAUUUUUAACUACAGUA